Molecule: messenger RNA, 1802 nt
Organism: Exophiala viscosa
Lineage: Eukaryota; Fungi; Ascomycota; Eurotiomycetes; Chaetothyriales; Herpotrichiellaceae
Product: glucose repression regulatory protein TUP1
Exons: 3
Coding region: 30-1454 (474 amino acids)
Cellular component (GO): Set1C/COMPASS complex
Molecular function (GO): protein binding
Source: RefSeq, a predicted model, not a curated record
GUAGGCAUUUUCCACAUCACAAUCACAUCAUGAAUUUGGCACUAAUAGACCCCUUUCAACUAGCCCAAGACUCUCCAGACGCGCUCACAAAUGAUCUCAGAUGUGGCCAUGCCACCACCCUCCGCUUCAGUCGCAAAGGCGACUACCUCGCGUCAGGUAGAGUCGAUGGCAAGGUCGUCAUAUGGGACAUGGAGACUUUCGGUGUGGCCAUGAAACUCCAUGGCCACUGGAAACAGAUUCAAAGUCUGAGCUGGUCAAGGGAUGGGCGUUACCUGCUCACUUCAUCACAAGACUGCCGCGCCUGUCUCUGGGAUCUACAGACCCAACAACGAAUACGCACGGUGAAAUUCGAGGCACCGAUUUACACCGCCGAACUGCACCCUUAUAACCACAAUCUGUUCGUCGCCUCACUGUUCGAAGACCGACCAUACCUUGUGGACAUCACCAAUUCUGAACCCAUCAAGAAGAUUUUGCCUACCACGCCGUUGAGCGACAACAUUCCGCGUUCCGAGAACAAACAAGCCACCACAUCCGCCAUCUUCUCCAUACUUGGCAACCACAUCAUCACCGGCACAUCCAAGGGCUACAUCAACAUCCUCGAGACUGAAUCACGAAAAAUCAUCCAUUCCAGCAAAGUGUCCCCCGGCCUCGUUUCUUUGCUCCGCCUCACAUCCAAUGGCCGCCAACUCCUGGCCAACAGCACCGACCGAAUCAUCCGCACAAUGAACCUACCCGACUUAUCACUAAUCACGCCAUCUACUGCACCACCCUUCGAACCCACCAGUGAAGAAGACCAGCCCGACCCAGCGACUUUGGCUGAGAACAUUGUUCUCACUACCGAACACAAAUUCCAAGAUCUGGUCAAUCGUCUGCGGUGGAACCAUUGCGCGUUCAGCCAUUCGUCCUCCACAGGCAUUGCCGACUAUGUCACUGCAUCCACCUACAUGAAGAAAGAUAUCUACAUUUGGGAAUUACGCACUAAUUCACUCCUGCGAAUCCUGGAAAACCGCGAGGAGCCCGCCAUUAUUGAAUGGCAUCCAGCACGUCCGAUGCUAGCAUGCACAAGCAUCGAAACGGGGAGUAUCCAGAUCUGGGGCAUCGAGCCACAACAAAAGUGGUCGGCGCUGGCGCCUGAUUUCACCGAGGUAACGGAAAAUGUGGAAUACGUUGAGCGCGAGGAUGAGUUCGACACGUAUCCACAAGAGGAGCACCAGAAACGACGACUCGAUCGAGAGGACGAAGUCGUCGAUGUUUUGACUGUGGAAAGAAAGAUGGGCGAUGAAGAAAGUUUUGUGCUGCCGAUGCUGUACAAUGUCGAGGAUAGCGACGAAGAUGAUCAGGAGCUAGUACGUAUGGGAGUGGGGACGAUGCGAAAGAAAGACUAUCACGAAGGCAAGGAGUAUGAAGGUGAAGCUGAUGAGGUUGCAAAGAGUGUUCGCAAGCGGAAGUAUUAGUGUCGCCGGCCGAGCUUGGACAUUGUGCAUGAAGCAGAUGAGCUUGCUCUCUGACGGCUAAAAGGAGAACCAGGAAGUGGAGGAGUGGUCGGCAUGGAGGAUGUCUGGUAUGAUGAACCAUAAUGGCAUGGAAGAACGCCUUCAGUUCUUUUCACAUGAGCCCAAUGGCACUAGUACUUCGCCUGCUCUUCCCUCCUUAGGCGCAUCCAUGCUGCCGUAUGGGAUCGUCUAUCACAGUGGCGGGUUCCGGCAGUUCCGUCGAUUAGUACGCAUAUGCGUGAGUGAGCAAUGACCAAUGUAUGAUUCACCAGAUAGGCUUCCAUCUUUGGUUGACACCUCCUUCUACAU